AUGGGUAUGGCCACUAAUCUAGGAGGAGCGUCCCCUUUACAGAUAGUUCCUCUCGUCCACAUACGGCGUUGUGCAACUCGUUACCGGGCCAUUCUUCAUGUCACGGUGAGAGAAGGGAGACGGGUGGGAGGGGGGAGAGAGGGGGGGAAGGCGAGGGGCGGGGGAGGGGGAGGAGAGGGGGAGGGGGAGGAGAGGGGAGGUGGAGGAGAGGGGGAGGGGGAGGAUGACUUCCGUGAAUGUCUGGAUGGGUGGGGGGUGUGGGGGAGUUGCCUGCUGCUCUAA
Messenger RNA from Closterium sp. NIES-65, 282 nucleotides. Lineage: Eukaryota; Viridiplantae; Streptophyta; Zygnematophyceae; Desmidiales; Closteriaceae. The record is from the annotation of a GenBank genome assembly.